Amoebophrya sp. A120 is the source of this 578-nucleotide messenger RNA. Lineage: Eukaryota; Dinophyceae; Syndiniales; Amoebophryaceae. The record is from the annotation of a GenBank genome assembly.
CCAGAAGAGGCGGCGAAGAAUGGAGCCGAUGCGCGCCUUUCGGGGGGGCCUUGUCGCGUUUUCGUCUUCGCGGCCUGCUGUUGCGUCGCGGCCGAUGCAGCAACGCGCUGAGCCGGUUCGGAACGCUGACGCAGACCCGCGACAUGAUCACGCGGGAAGCGCUUAGGGCUUGCCCCAACUGUAGCGCCAACCUCGGGACCUCACCAGUUCCCUGCACUCUAGCCUGUACGACUAUGGUGACCAAGCCCCCGCAGGCUAUCUAUGGCCCGGGGCGGUGUGUGUCGUGUCGGUGUUGUCUUUGCCUGCGAAGGGCCCGCGCGUCGCACUGGGAAGGGGCUGGGCCGGGCGCCCCUUCUCUGUCUGGGCGCCGAGGGUGGGGCUGGUACGGGCCGAGGUUGGGCGAUCCUUUCGCCGCGGCGGUUUUGCCCCGCGAAAGGGCAAGCGCUGUUGGCCAAGACGAGGGAGAUAAGUGGACGCAGCUAUCCCAUUGGGCAGCGCGCUGGGAAACAGAAAAAGCGGGAGCGCCUCCGCACCCGGGCCCCCCCCCCGCGCGCGUCGUCGGUUGGCCUACUCGGUGG